Cordyceps militaris CM01 is the source of this 612-nucleotide messenger RNA. RefSeq lists its product as uncharacterized. The transcript has 2 exons. Lineage: Eukaryota; Fungi; Ascomycota; Sordariomycetes; Hypocreales; Cordycipitaceae. The record is from RefSeq and is a predicted model, not a curated record. The coding region runs from base 1 to 612 and encodes 203 amino acids.
AUGUCGAGAUUCCUUCACAUUGUCCUCAUCCUCAUGACCGCUCUUGGCUUCUGCCUCACCGCCCAGCAGCCACACCACAUCAACGCCCGGCGCCUCGCGCACAGCCCCCGCGGCGCGGCGUCGGGCUUCAUCGAGGUCGAGCACCCGACGAGCGUGCAGGACGCGCCACCGGCGGGCGACGUGGUCAGCCACCGCGAGACCAACAGCGGCGGCGGCGGCGGCGGCGGUGAGGACAGCCAGCCGCGCCCGACGCGGUUCAAGACGCCGGCGGCGGAGACGGUGCUGCCGACCAACACAAAGGUGCCCGUGGCCAUGAGCACGGCGGCGGCGGCGGCAUCGGGCACGAGUCUCUCGGAUCCGGGCUUCAUUGCGCUGGUCGCGUCGCUGGGGCUGAUGACGCUGGGCAUGACCCUCACUUUUGGGGCCCCGGCACAGGCUUAUUGGUUCUCGCAAAAAGAGGCCAGAUACAAGCCGAGUUCCCCAGAACCAGCCACGCAAGACGGAAAAGGGGACUUGGUGUUCCGGGCGGAAAAACGGUGCCGCGGCCUCAUCUUCGGGUUGCGUGAGAGCGAGGGCGGAAGUUGGGCAAGCCAGGUUACCGAAUGUCUCUGA